UGAGAGUAAAUAUAUCGUUUUCGGCACGUCGGGCGACGAAUUCUAAACAAUAUUAUUAUUAAUACAUAACAACGUUACCUGAAUGAAAUAAGAAAACUAAGCGUCAGUAUUUUAUGACUACGGCACUAAGCCGCCGAUAGCAUUAACGACAUUAUUACCUAACCGUUCUUUUUUCCGUUUUUGCCAUAAAAAAUAUUCAAUAAUUACUGAGACUCGUACUCGUUUGAUGUAGGUGGUGCAGACGUUGGCGAACACUUAUCUGCAAAAAAAUGAUGACGAACAACGAACAAGACGAAGAGCUCAAGCUCAGCAAAACACAUUUCGAUGCAAUCAAACUGUUGGAGGGAGCGUUACAAAAAAUGGACGGAAUUAUAUCUUCAGAUAUUGGGUGGCAUUAUUUUGGAAGGUUGACACAAUACCUUAACAAGAUUAAUUUUAUGCAAACCAGUUAAUUAAAACAUAAAAAUAUAAUGAAAUUGAUAUUCAUAUAUUAUGAUUGAUAGGCAAUUCAGUCUACUGAAGCCAUACCUGUUGGAGCCAACAUCAAAUUCAAAAUGUUUUACAAAUUUAAAUGGACAGACUGCAUUAAACAAUUUUAUUCAACAAGAAAAUACUGAUGAUUCUUCUGAUCAUUUAGAGUCAUUCAAGCUCCAAGUUUCUGUGUUAAAUAAUCAAGUUGAUAUUCUUUUAAGAAAAUUAAACCAUCUUGAAAAAUAUCUAUUACAGCAAAAUGAAUUGAGGAAAAAAGCUGAAAAUAGGCUCCAUGAGGAAAUGAUUUUAAAAUCAAAACUAGAAACAGAAAAACUCGAAGUUAUUGCUAUGCUUACUAAUUUAAAAUUAGUAAAUGUGAUGUUGACUAAAGAAAACAUGAAUCUGAAAGAAAUGGUAAUAAAUAAUCAAAAUGCACAAAAUUCAAUGACAUCAUCUUAUACAUCAGAUGUAAUAAACUCUCAGUUCCAACGUUCAAAAACCCAUGGAUCACGUUUCUAUUGCAGUUUGCCUCGACAUAAUAUAUCAAAAAAAAAAAAUGAAAACCAGAAUAUUAAUAAUGAGUUAUUAAAUGAUAUUACUGAAUCAUGUGCUAAUUUAAUGAACAGAAGAUCACAGUUUGACAAAUGUUCUUCAGCGCCAAAUUUAGUUGAUUCAAAAAACGACUGUAAAAAUGAAAAACUUUUAGAAAAUGAUUCAAGUCUCUUUUCCAGUACCAAAAUUUAUUCUUCUCAAAAUUCAAAUUUACUAUUGAGUGAACUAAAUCGUCAACAGUUGCAUGAUUGGUUCGCUGAACAAGGUAUUGAUUAUGUUUUAGAAGGAUCAAAAUUAUGGCCUACAUCUGGUAAAGAAUUGAUUUCUUCUUCCAUCAAUGAAAUUGAUGAAAAAUUUAAGUUUAAACAUUGGCUACAUAGAAAAAAGCUAAUUUUAGCCAUUCAAUUUGAAAAAGAUCCAAAUAAAUUAUUAUCUGAAGACAAAUAUCUGGCCAAAUCAAGAUAUUUAAAUACAUCUUGGGUAUUACAAUGGUUAGAUGACAUAGGUCUUCCACAAUAUAAAGAACCAUUUUCUCAAGCAGCUAUAAAUGGUACCCUUUUACACAGACUAACCAAAGAUGAUUUCCUAAUGAUGCAAUUUGGAAAUUCAGAUUUGCAUUUCUCUAGUCUCCGAUAUGGAAUUAAGGUGUUGAGAAAAAAUAAUUUUGAUCCAGAAUGUUUAAUCCGGCGGUCUAAUACUAACAAAAACGAUGACGACUGUAAUUUAUCACUAUGGACAACGCAUAGAGUAAUGGAAUGGCUUUGUAGCGUCAAUUUGGCUGAAUAUGCAUCUAAUUUAAGGGGUUCUGGUGUUCAUGGUGGACUAAUAGUAUAUGAUGACAGAUUUACUUCUGAGCUUCUCGCUGACAUUUUAUUCAUACAACAGAGCAAAACAUUAUUAAGGCGUCAUUUAAGCAUUCAGUUUAGUCAGUUGAUAGGAAAAGAUUUAAAUAAAAAAAAGAGAGAUGAUCAGUGCAAACCAAAGUAUAGACCUCUAACAAUAUCAUCUAAGACCAAAAUUCAGAAAAAAUCACAGUUUUCAUUGAAGAGGAAGAAAAAUAACAAUGAAUUGAAUAUUGGCGACCUGAUUUGUCCCAUUGAGGAUUAAAACUAGUAGUUUUAUUUUUAAGUAGUUAAACCAAAGUUAAAAUACUUUUAGUACAUGACAAAAAAGACUUAUUGCUUAUUAUAUUUUAUUAAUGUAUUUAAAUUAAUCAUAAUUGUGUUUGUUAAAAGUUAUAACAAAAAUUAACAAUUUCCUAACCAAAAAUAUAAUUAUAUUUUAAAAGUUAAGAUUUUUAUACUAAAAUUUUUAAAUAUUUUUGCAUAACAAAAAUUAUGUUAUAAUGAAAUGUAUUUUUAUUAGUAAGUAACAUAAAAAAGUAUUAUUUUGAACAUGAAUUUUUAUCUUCAAUA
This is a messenger RNA of Aphis gossypii (cotton aphid), 2438 nucleotides long. RefSeq names its product liprin-beta-1-like. Bases 493 to 2130 code for a protein of 545 amino acids. The record is from RefSeq and is a predicted model, not a curated record. Gene Ontology annotation, cellular component: presynaptic active zone. Gene Ontology annotation, biological process: neuromuscular junction development. Gene Ontology annotation, molecular function: protein binding. The transcript is spliced from 12 exons. NCBI's taxonomy places the organism in Eukaryota, Metazoa, Arthropoda, Insecta, Hemiptera, Aphididae.